Helicoverpa zea (corn earworm) is the source of this 3769-nucleotide messenger RNA. RefSeq names its product tyrosine-protein kinase Shark (gene Shark). Bases 236 to 2671 code for a protein of 811 amino acids. NCBI's taxonomy places the organism in Eukaryota, Metazoa, Arthropoda, Insecta, Lepidoptera, Noctuidae. Gene Ontology annotation, biological process: protein phosphorylation. The transcript is spliced from 14 exons. The record is from RefSeq and is a predicted model, not a curated record. Gene Ontology annotation, molecular function: protein tyrosine kinase activity; ATP binding; protein binding.
UGCUAUGAGUCAUUCGAUGGAAGGCAGAGUCGGGGAUACCGCGCCUGUCUGCCGGCUGCUUGCUAGACGCACUCCGUUCACCGUGUUGCGCUUUUUACGGAAUACUUUGUGUUAACAUAACCACCAGCAAUAAUAGUGAUAAAUAUGUGUGUUCACAAAAAACGAAGAAGAUUUAUUUAAAAAUUCUUCUUCCGAAUAUUUUGUAAAUAUUUUUGUGUUUCCGAAGUUGGAUAUCAUGAUAACAACCAUGACGUCAUUCAUACUUUUGAAGACAAAUUCUUUUUUGUUGAGAAUGAACAGAGAAGAUAAUGUCAACUGGUUCCAUGGGAAAAUAUCUCGAGACACAGCUGAGAAGCUGUUGAAGGAAGAAGGAGAGGAUGGUGUGUUCUUAGUUCGUGAAAGUAACACUUCCCCUGGAGAUUAUGUGCUCUCAGUUUUGCAUCAGGGUGAAGUAGUCCACUACCAAAUCCGCAGACAUGGGGAGGAUGCCUUCUUCUCGAUUGAAGAACACACUACCGUCCAUGGCCUGGACACGCUCAUUCAGCAUUACCGAGGAGACUCCAAUGGACUCGUCACCAGAUUAUCAGUUGUGUGCAAGGGACAACCACCACCUCAUGAAUCUCGGACCCAGGGCACUACUAAUUUGCUGCAUCGUGCGACAGAAGCCGGUGACUUCAACAUAGUGUCCCAGAUGUUGGCAUGCGGCUACCGCAGUCGCGACGCUAAGAACCAGGAUGGUCAAACGGCCGUGCACAUCGCAGCCAGAGCCGGGAGGGACAAUAUACUUGCCAAGCUGAUAGAGAGUGGAGCCACCGUCAAUGUUCGUGAUUCCUUUGGAUAUACGCCUUUACAUUAUACAUGCCAGAACAACUUGCCUAGCACGACGGAACUGUUGAUAACGAAAGGGAAUGCUAACUAUCAGAUGAGACACGCGCCCACCGGCAAAGUGCCUCUACACGACGCCGCGCAGAGAGGACAUAUCGACUGUAUUAAGGUACUUCUAAAGCUAAAAGCGCCGGCGCAACCGAGGACACUGGCACAUGACACGCCUGCUGACUUGGCUAAACAUUAUGGACACACAGAAUGCUAUCAGUUAUUGAAAAACCACCAGCCAGAGACUCCAGCUACAUCCAAGAAGUAUUGGUACCACGGCACGUUGAAUCGCGAGGAAGCUGUGAAGAUUUUAGAGGAGUACUGCAAACAUCACAAGGUGGAAGGCAAGUCUUCCGACGGUGUGUUCCUGGUGCGGUACAGCGAGAGACAUACCGGCGCUUAUGUACUCACCAUGCUGAGCGAAAAUACUCCUUAUAACUUUAUUAUUAGGAAAGAGGCUAACUGGCUGUUCAUUGACGAUGGGCCCUACUUAGAAUCAUUGGAAAGGCUGAUUGAGCACUACAGCACAGUGCCAGACGGUCUCCCUACUCGGCUCACUACUCCUGUGCCGCCGAAACCUAAGCCACCUCUACCUGAAUUCUCCACGAUGCCAAGAACAAAGAAGCUAGCUUCGAGCCGGGCAACCGUCAACCAAUCUCUCUCUCUAGUAAAACAUGACAUACUGAGCGACAAGCAAAUGUCUGCUCAAACAUCACCGCCGACCUCCAUACAAUCCAACAAUAAUAUGUUCGAACUACUUACGAGAAACCUUUCUUUCUCAUCUGACUUCAACAACGAUAGUAUUAAUAACAACGAUGUUUCUGCCGAAGACAACGACACGUAUAAAGUACCGGCGAACAAUAGUGCAGUGGUCACGUUACCGGAGAACUAUAAUGAGAUUUCUAUUGAUUCUGAUGGCCAGCUAUCCACACUGCAGGAAUUCAUCCCAAUGAGCGAGCUAACACUCGGCGCAGUACUAGGCGAGGGCGAGUUCGGGUCCGUGCUCCGCGCCACGUACUCCCCGCCCGACGCCGCGCCGCAACACGUCGCCGUCAAGACCUUGCACAUGCAGCACACCGACACCAACAAGAAGGAGUUCCUGUCCGAAGCUAAGGUCAUGAUGUCGGUCCGACAUCGCUGUAUUGUGCGGCUCAUUGGCGUGUCUUUGGGUCCACCAUUAGCAAUGGUACAAGAGUUAGUGCCUUUGGGUUCUUUAUUGGAGUUCCUGGUACGUCACCCAGAGAAAGCGUCUCCCGGGUACGAACUGAGACUGUGGGCGUGUCAGGUAGCGGCCGGCAUGAGAUAUUUGGAAAGGCGUCGCUUUGUACAUCGUGAUUUAGCUGCGAGGAACAUUCUGCUUGCUAGCAGACACCAAGCUAAAAUCAGCGACUUCGGUCUCUCUCGAGCGUUGUCAACGGACAGCUCAUAUUACAAAGCUAGUCGCGGCGGCAAAUGGCCAAUCAAGUGGUACGCGCCGGAGUCGUAUAACUACGGCACAUUUAGCCAUGCCAGUGACGUGUGGAGUUACGGUAUCACACUGUGGGAAAUGUUCUCCUAUGGGAAACAGCCGUAUGGAGACAUGAGGGGCAUGGAGGCUAUACAAAUAGUGGAAAGUGGUAAGCGGUUGGAAAGACCAGAGGACUGUCCGGACGAGAUAUACCAAGUGAUGCUGGACUGCUGGGCUUACAACCCUGACGUGAGACCCACUUUCAGCCAACUGGUCGAUGUAUUCUCCCAACACCCGGACUACGUGAAUAUCAGCCAACUAGCGCUAGAGAACGAAGACGCUAUCGUGUAAGCAAUAAGGAUCAAAAUGUAUUUAUAUAUAGGUAGGUUCAAUGUAUUCGUAGUUCGAACAAUACUUCGUCACAUGAUUUCAAUAAGGUUACUGCAUUUUGCUACAUGAAGAUAUGUAUGUGUUUACCUUCAUGUUUGAUCUAAAAAUGGUAUGUGUUGAUAAAUGCAAUCGGAUUGUCUUGUAGGCAGUCGACAAACUUCUGACAGUAUAUCUAUACCUCUCUAUUAGCAUAUAACGUGCCUAAACUUCUCGUAUUCAUACAUAGGCAUGCAAAACAUGUUUACAACGAAAUAAAUUAGUCUCAAUUAGUUUGGGUAGUGGAAAUAUUCGCGUAAUAAUCAGAUAUGACAUGCCAUGAUGUGCCUGAUUAUGUAUUAUUAUGUAACUAGACAUAAGACGUGUAAAUAGGGUAGUUUUGUAGUUUCAGUACGUGUGUAUUUCGAUUUAUUUAUAGUUUCAUUUCUAAUAUUAAAAUUGCGUCGGUAGUUUAUUGGAAUAGCAUUUGUUAUAGGAUAUUGAGUAUUUACUUUUAAUCAUUGUUUUGAUUUAUUUGACUAAUCAUGCAUUUCCAGUUCAUGUUCCUUUUAUAGCCAAAAUGUAUAUAAAUCAUUUUAUAUUGAUAUUAUUUUUACUGUCUUUUUAACGCUACUUAAAUGAACUGUACAUUCCAUUUUCUUACAAAAUAUACCUUUUAUUUAUAAAUCAAUAGAUUGAAUACUAAUGUUGACAAUGUGAUGCUUGCUUAUCUGAUUCACUUGCUAUCUGAAUUUUGUUUUAAUUAAUUUAAUGUUCACUAUUGACAAUUUGGGCGCCUGAAAUAGUUCAAUAUUAUAAUUUUACCAGUGUUUGGGAUCCACAUGCCAUGGGAAUGCCAUAGUUUACAAAUAUAAAUUGCCACAAGGUUGUGUUAUGUAAUGUACAAAAUUCUAUAGAGUUACCCAAAUUAUAUCUAUUUUAAUUUUAGAGAAUUUAUAUUAAAUUCUAUGAGUCUGACUUAGCAUAUUAUAUAUUAACUUGUAUAUUAUGACAGAUCAUAUAAUUAUGUUAAUGAAUCAAAUGUGAUAAUGGUAUUUAUAAAAUAAAUAACGAUUUUAUAAA